Panicum hallii is the source of this 891-nucleotide messenger RNA. RefSeq lists its product as uncharacterized. The transcript has a single exon. The record is from RefSeq and is a predicted model, not a curated record. Bases 139 to 663 code for a protein of 174 amino acids. NCBI's taxonomy places the organism in Eukaryota, Viridiplantae, Streptophyta, Magnoliopsida, Poales, Poaceae.
CAAAAUAUUAUAAAAAAAAGAGUACAAGACAAAAGGUUGCUGGCUCGACUCGCAUUGCCUGUCACGACUCCGACGCGUCGACGAGGAGGAGGAGAAAAGGCCGCCGCGCAUUCCUGCACGCGAAGUCGAUCGUCGUCCAUGACCGUCUCUGGGGCCCGCCCGCCGUCCACGGAGGAGGAGGAGGCAGUGGCGGCGUGCAGGAGCAAGAAGCGGUCGUCGAUCCUCGGGACCCUCCGUGAGGCGAUCAGGAAGGUCCGGUUCCUGCUCUCCUCCGGCGCGACGCGGUGGAUGCUGCUCGCGCGGGCCGCGCCGCGCCGCGGCCUCAGCUUCGGCUCGCGGCCCCCGGGCCUGCUCGACGUCGAGGGCAGCAUCGUGUCGCCGGCCUCCUCCUCCAGCUCCAGGACGUCCAGGUCGGCGAGCCUCGGGACGGCGACCACGAGGAGCCUGUCGCUGGCGAGCAGCGCGGCGGCGGCGUCGCCGGAGGCCGCGUCCAGCGGCGGGUCGCCUGCAACGUCGGGCGGGGACAGCGACGUCGACCGCCGCGCGGAUCUGUUCAUCUCCAACUUCCGCAGGCACCUGGAGAUGGAGCGGCAGGUCUCGCUGCAGCUGCGGUACGUCAGGCUCAACAGCUGGGACAGGACGUCCAGUCCUUCCAGCGGAUGAUUAUCCUUAGGCGCAUAGCAAAGCAGGAUCGAGAGGCAGAGAAACUUUGUCGAAGGCGCGGUGAAUGGAUCUAGAUGGGUAUUUUACCCGCAUCAUUUCUGCACAUUCUUUUGUUUUAGAUAGUACAGUUUUUAAUUUUUUGAAACUGAUGAUUGAGAGUGUAAAUACAAAACAAUUGGCAGUCAGCCGGCAAUAUCAAAGCAGAUGUUCAGUUUUGACUUUUGGUUA